Messenger RNA from Dreissena polymorpha, 4859 nucleotides. RefSeq names its product transcription initiation factor TFIID subunit 1-like. The coding region runs from base 1030 to 2049 and encodes 339 amino acids. The transcript has 3 exons. NCBI's taxonomy places the organism in Eukaryota, Metazoa, Mollusca, Bivalvia, Myida, Dreissenidae. The record is from RefSeq and is a predicted model, not a curated record.
CUUCCUCGCACUGGUAAAAAGUCGUUUUUAACACUUUUGAAUUUCUUUUUCAGUGCAGCCAAUAUUUUAAGUUAAACUUAGUACUACGAAAUAAACGAAAGCUGUUUUUGUGUAAUUAAACGUUCCUCUUACUGAAACAAAAUGGCGAGUGGAGGAAGUUUAUCACAGCAAAAAUCAUGUGGCUUGAGUUCAGCACAGCGCCAUGUUUCUGAGCUCAGUUCAUCACUGCACCAAGCGUCUGACUGCAGAUCAUCACAGCACCAAGCGUCUGACUUCAGAUCAUCACAGCACCAAGCGUCUGACUUCAGAUCAUCACAGCACCAAUCGUCCGACUUCAGUUCAUCACAGCACCAAUCGUCUGACUUCAGAUCAUCACAGCACCAAGCGUCCGACUUCAGUUCAUCACAGCACCAAGCGUCGGAUUUCAGUUCAUCACAGCACCAAGCGUCUGACUUCAGUUCAUCACAGCACCAAGCGUCCGACUUCAUUUCAUCACAGCACCAGGCGUCUGACUUCAGAUCAUCACAGCACCAAGCGUCCGACUUCAGUUCAUCACAGCACCAAGCGUCCGAUUUCAGUUCAUCACAGAACCAAGCGCCUGACUUUAGUUUAUCACAGCACCAAGCGUCCGACUUCAGUUCACCACAGCACCAAGCGUCUUACUUCAGUUCAUCACAGCACAAAGCGUCUGACUUAAGUUUAUCACAGCACAAAGCGUCCGACUUCAGUUCAUCACAGCACCAAGCGUCUAACAUAAGUUCAUCACAGCACCAAGCGUCUGACUACAGUUCAUCACAGCACCAAGCGUCUGAUUUCAGUUCAUCACAACACCAAGCGUCUGACUUAAGUUCAAAAGUGCACAAAGGAUCUACAACAUUGGAUACAGCAGAACAAUGCCAGAAUCUCAAGGAUCAUAAACUGGACUUGUUUUGCGAUGACCAUUAUGUGCUGAUAUGUUCUAGGUGUCUUGUAAGCAGUUAUAAAUAAUGUUCUGAACGCGUGGUUCUGAUUGACGAAAAGGUUAAAACAAUGCAACAGACUGGGGACUUCACAAAGCUUACUGAGAAGAUGAAUCAGAAAAAGAAAGACUUUGAAGGUAAUGCUGAGCGCCUCAAAAUGCCUUUUGAAGACCAACUUGAUAAAAUCAACACUUUACGCAAGAAAUUAAAUGAUACUUUAGAUCAGCUGGAAAGUGAUACUACAAAAGAACAAAACACCCUUCUGGAAACACUUAAAGCUCCACUCCGAGAUGAUAUUGAUAGAUGCAUCGAUGCACUUUCCAUGAUCCAAAAUAUCCAGAAUGAAAUCCAGAAGAUUGAUAAAAAUACAGAAACCUUAAAAUUAAUAGUGUACAGGAAAUGUUUAGAAAAGUCAUCUGAGAUUAAAUUAGUGAAGUCACAAAUGGUUUCGAACAGAAUACCAAUAAUUAAAUUCAUUCCAGAUUCAUCAAUUGAGCGCAUUUUCUCUAUGUCAUCUUUUGGAAAGUUGAUAAAUCCAAAUGAAAUCCUAAAAUUAACAGGGCAUAUAUUUAAGUAUAAUAUGAUAAGGUGGAGAAACUUUUCUAAGUGCCGUAUAUCACAAAUUUGUGAGACAGAUUCUGGGGAUCUACUCGUUAUAGACGAAGCUAAUGUGGAAGCAAAGUUGCUGGAUACUGACUUUAAGGUGCUGACCCACUAUAAGUUUACUAGCAAACCAAUGUCCAUGUGCAGCAUUGACUCCAGUCUGGUCGCUGUUGCUGUGGACAACAAUGAGGUUCACUACAUCCGAGUAACCGAUUUUGGUAAGCUGGUGCAGGAUACAAAACUGAAGCUAGAACAUGAAUGUAAAAGUAUUGCUUAUCAUCGGGGCAUCUUGUAUAUCACAUCAGGUUCGGCAAUAUACCGCUAUACUGUUGGUGGGAGACUGGGGAUCACGAUUUACGAGAAAAAUGGACGAUGUUUAGAGGUAGAACGUGUUAUCUACAAUUAUGCAGUGGUGCUCAACGAACUGGAAAUGAUAUGGUUUGAAGUAGAUUUCUGUGCUAUCAGCCCAGAUGGGACCAAGCUAUAAGUUCGCUAUGGGAACACAUUGGUCACAUUGUCCACGGAUGGAACAAUGAUCAACAAACUAGAUAUUUUUCAAAGUGGUGAAUUCUUUGAUACUUCUGAUUACCACUCGAAUUUGCUCCAUGUGACAAACUCUGGUCAAGUUCUGGUAUGUGAACUUUGUUCCAACAAGUUAUUCCAGGUGGAUAAUGAAGGAAGACAGCUACUGGCAGAGGUAGUCACACAGAAGGAUGGUGUAAUAUUUCCAACAUCUGUCUUUCACAGUAAACACAGAGCUGCACUCAUUGUGGGAAUGUUCGACAGAGAUGAUAUACUGGUGUUCAAAACAUGAUGGGUAGUUAUUAGACUUAUCUUCAAUAUUGAUGAACUGGUGAAUUUCGUAUUAAAUGCCCGUAACAAAGAUUGUGAUUGAGAGUUGUUAAGGAUUUUUUAUCUUUGUUAUACUUCAUGCUGUCUAAUUUUUAUGGUGCUGUUGUUGUGUUCCAAUAUCCAUUACGGAUUUGCAUUUUUUAAGGAAUCAUUGUGACAGUACAACCCCUAGUUGAAAAGUUUAUUAGUUUGUGGUAUAAUUGACAUAAUUAUUUAGGAAUAUAUGUGUUUGUUUGUUUUUAAUUAUACAGAUUGUUGUGUAAUGUCUCAAAGAUGUUUUUAGUUUUCUAGGUUCGAAACCUCUCGGUUAAUAUAAUAAUGACCAGUAGUAUGCCCCUUUUGAAGAAGAGGGGGUAUACCGUUUUGCUGGAUGUCGGUCGUUCGGUCAGUUGGUAUGUCUGUCUGUAGGUAGACCAGUUUGUUGCUGAUCUACAACUCGUCAACGAAUUAACCGAUUGGCUUGAUACUUCUCAUGUGCAUUGGCUUAGGAGAGUGGAUAAACCCUAUCGAAAUUUGAGUCACUAGAUCAAAGGUCAAGCUAACUAUCACAAUAAGUGGGAAAAUUGUUUCCAAUCAAUAACUCUUUAACGAAUUGACCGAUUGACUUGAUACUUAACAUGUGCAUUGGCCUUAGACAGUCGAUGACCUCUGUUGGAAUUGGGGUUACUAUGUCAAAGGUCAAGGUCACUAUCACAAUAAGUGUGAAAAUCGAUUCCAAUUAAUAACUCAUCAACAAAUCGAACACUUAGUUUGAAACUUCCAAAUUGAAAUUGGAGUCACCAGUUCAAUGAAAAAGGUCACUUUGACAUAAAGUGUUAAAUUGGUUUCUGUUUGAUGGGUCAUCAAAGGAUUGAGUAAUGGGUGUCAAGGCCUUGUUGGGGGAGGGGGGGCAUUUGUCUCCGACCGCUGAGCUCUUGUUUUAAUUGGGAAACUAUAAUAUAGGUUUAAAUGAAAUGUUUUAUUUUAUUGUGUGAAUGCAUGAAUAACCAAUAACCAAUUUAAUGUGCCACAAUUUUCUUAGGUAAUUCAUUAUUUAACAUCUAUUUCUCUCUCUACAACUGAUCCAUAAACAAAUUAUCAUACAUGGAAUGGGUGUAAAUAUCACACUCAUUUGGAGAUGGGCCUUUUGAUACCAGAGUAAGAGUAGUGGGCAGGCGUUUUUAUAAAGAGUAUGGAUUAUGUGACAAAUGGACCUUUAUGUUUCAGGACUCAUCCUUAUUUCUGCAACAUCUUUUGGAUUCAUCAGUUAAAUGUUUGUGUUGUUUGUUCAUGUAGUUAAUUUUUCAUAUUGAUUUUUUUCAUUUUCAUAUCUUUUUCGACGUAGCUGCUCAACCCAGCUUAUCACAUUAGCUGACCUUUGUAAGCGACCAAUCAAUUUGAAUAUAAAAUUACCCGCCGAUAAGCCUGAAAGUUUUCGGAGAAGAAAACGUGCAAUUUACAAACAUUUUUCACAUUUAUCUUAAUAUGUCCUUCAAUCGACUUUCUUUUUUUGUGAAGCAUAGGGUAUGAAAAGGUAUACUACUGUGCGUUUAGCAACGGUGUUAACUGCGUGUUCAGCAUGAAACAAUUUUAUCUCUAAUAAUAAGGCUUGAGAGAUAGAGCAGUUUCACACUCAACUUUCGACAUCAAUACAGUUUGUGUGUACCCCUUUAUAUUUAGAAGAUUGUCAGCGCCAGAGCGUUGUACUUAAAGGCUGUGUUCUCAUAUUUAGUAAUUACUAUGCUUAUGCAUUCUAUAUACUUGUAUAUUUUAGAUCAUAUAAGUAUUGUUGUUCAAUAACCUCAAAUACGGUUUGGCGAAAAUAUUUUAAAUUGUUUUCGAAAUUGACCGUUUAACAUGUAAAUGUAAAAAGCUUUAAACAAGCCGUUCCAUCAGUGGACUCGUUACCUCGCUUUAAUGCAUUGUAUUCCAACCCGCAAGGUAUCAAGGUCAGUUUUCGGUCAGUAAUAGAAAUCAUAAUAUAAACGCUAUCGCGUAAACACAUGUGAACAUGAAGUUCAUUUUGAUCAGAAAGAUAUUACAUGAAGAUAUUUGGCAAUAGUAUUAUGGUAUGUCAAUCAUAUGUUCUUAAUGUAUUUUCAACAACUGCAUUAUAAGUACCAGUUUUGGUCAAUUUAAUUAGAAAUAUUCCACCAUAGAGACCAAUUUAUUAAGCAUGAGCGCGAUGAUUCACGAUACUAUUAAAAAUCGAAUAAUAUAACAAUGUCCGACAAACCACUAAAACAAGUCUGUUCGUUGAAUGCGCGUUUAAAUAUUUCAAAUUUGUACGGUAGAUUUGUGUGCUGCCCGCUGACCUAUAUGCUUUCAUGUAUUUUCAUUAUUCUUCUGUUUUUCUGUUCUGUUAAUAUAUAUAUCUGAUUAUAAUAUCUAAUAAAGGGAAAUAAGCCACGAAAUCUAGCUCAACAACCCGUAAUUGAUUCGCGUGUGGUGCAGAUAAGAACUGCG